CUCUGUGAGUAAAAAUAAUCUUGUGUUUCCAGUUCACCAUGGCUUCUGCCUCAAGCACUGGCUCUCCUGAAUGGCUCCCUCUUCUGUUUCCUGUUGUUGCAGUGGACUUACUUCUGGGAGUGGUACCGGUUUAAAGUUGAAAUCCAAGAAGCUGCUUGAGAUUCUGAAUGCUCUGGAGGAGGAAUGUGGCUACAGCAAAGAGGAGAUCUUCAUUGCCCCACCUGAUAAUGCUUCAGGGGACUUCACUGACGAGGAUUCAGGUGAUGAAGAUGGCUGGCAAGAUGCCCACCUGCCUGGCAGUAUGCUGCAUGCCUCGGUUGUGCCUGAGGAUCCCAGCCCUGGGAAAGAUGAGGUUGACCUGCAGCUACAGCCAGCCACAAAGAGACUGAAGGCAAUAGUUGAACCUCAGCGUGUCUGGACCAAAAGAGAUAUCCAGCCAGACUUCAGCAGUUGGACAGCAUCAGAUCCUCACAUGGAGGAUCUCAAAAGUCAGGAGCUGAGUCCUGUAGGCCUCUUUGAAUUGUUUUUUGAUGAAGGAACAAUUAAUUUCAUCGUUAAUGAAACCAAUAGAUAUGCUUGGCAGAAAAAUGUCAACCUGGGUCUCACCAUCCAGGAACUGAAGUGUGUCUUGGGUAUUUUGAUUUUAAGUGGGUAUAUCUCUUAUCCAAGAAGAAGGAUGUUUUGGGAAACAUCUCCUGAUUCACAUCAUCAUCUUGUGGCUGAUGCAAUUAGAAGGGACAGAUUUGAACUGAUCUUCUCAUACCUGCAUUUCGCAGAUAACAAUGAGCUGGAUGAAAGUGAUAGGUUUGCCAAGGUCAGGCCUCUCAUUGUCCGAAUGAACUGCAAUUUCCAGAAGCACGCUCCCUUAGAAGAGUUCUACAGCUUUGGUGAGUCCAUGUGUGAAUACUUUGGCCAUCGGGGUUCCAAGCAACUGCGUAUGGGGAAGCCCAUGUGCCUCGGCUACAAGAUCUGGUGUGGGACCACCAGCACUGGCUAUUUAGUGUGGUUUGAGCCUUCACAAGGCACAUUGUUCACCAAACCAGACAAGGGCUUGGAUCUAGGAGGCAGUAUGGUGGUGAAGUUUGUUGAUGCGCUUCAGGAGCGUGGCUGUCUGCCAUACCACAUAUUUUUUGACAAGGUUUUUACAAGUUUCAAACUGAUGUCCAUUUUGAGGAAAAAGGGGAUAAAGGCCACAGGAACUGUUCGUGAGUAUAGGACUGAGCAUUGCCCCCUUAAAGAUCCCAAAGAACUGAAGAAAAUGAAGAAGGGAACAUUUGAUUACAAAGUUGAUGAGUGUGAUGAGAUUAUUGUGUGUCGCUGGCAUGAUAGCAGUGUGGUCAACAUCUGCUCUAAUGCUGUGGGCAUAGAGCCUGUGGGGCUGACCAGCCAUCACUCAGGAGCAGCCAAAACACGGACCCAGGUCCAUCAGCCAUCUCUGGUGAGGUUGUACCAGGAGAAGGUAGGAGGUGUUGGUCGGAUGGACCAGAAUAUCGCCAAGUACAAGGUGAAGAUCCGGGGCAUGAAGUGGUACUCAAGCUUCAUUGGCUAUGUCAUUGAUGCCGCCCUCAACAAUGCAUGGCAGCUGCAUCGGAUCUGUUCCCAUGAUGCCCAGGUGGACCUGCUGGCCUUCCGGAGAUAUGUCGCCUGUGUGUACCUGGAGAGCAAUGCGGACACAUCAUCCCAAGGGAGGCGAAGCAGGCGCCUGGAAACUGAGAGCCGUUUUGAUAUGAUUGGACACUGGAUCAUCCACCAGGAAAAGAGGACCCGGUGUGCCCUCUGCCACUCACAGACCAAUACCCGCUGUGAGAAGUGCCAGAAGGGAGUCCAUGCCAAAUGCUUUAGAGAGUAUCACAUCAGGUGAUGCCUGAAUGUGCCUGUGGAUGUUUGUUUUAUGAAUUGUAAUACUUGUGUUAUUUUGUGUAGGGAAAAACACACCUGGGUACCUGAUGAUUUGGUUUUAUAUUUUCUCCCCACCUUCAUUACCAUUAUAUUUUCAUUGUCCUUAAUUAUACUUCC
This is a messenger RNA of Talpa occidentalis (Iberian mole), 2016 nucleotides long. RefSeq names its product piggyBac transposable element-derived protein 2. The record is from RefSeq and is a predicted model, not a curated record. Bases 71 to 1861 code for a protein of 596 amino acids. Lineage: Eukaryota; Metazoa; Chordata; Mammalia; Eulipotyphla; Talpidae. The transcript has 2 exons. Gene Ontology annotation, molecular function: sequence-specific DNA binding.